AGUUGAAUGAGUCGAAAAUCUUCAAAACUGCUGGAGGCCAAAUUCUUUGAAACAUUUCGUCAUACUGGUCUGGGUUGAGUUAUCUGGUAUUCUCUACUACUUGGUUGGGUUUUUUCUUACUGGACACAAGAAUCCAUUAUAACAUCAAUGGUAUUGUUUGCCAGCUUUAGAAUCCCACAUACAGAUGGCAACAAGAAUUGAUAGCUCUACAGAACCUUCGGCUGGUACUGAUGCAGCACUCACAACUCCAUUGUCCCUUGAUGGUGAGUUGAGAUAUGGGCUGGAAGGGCAGAGGCAGGAAAAAAUUCUGACCAGAAUUUUGAAUCUAUUCAAAUGUAUCAGACCAGGCUCUGAUCUAACCAAGUUCCAGCUGCCCCCACAGUUCAAUCUGCCCAAAUCACAGCUCCAACUCUUUGGGGAGAGUGUGUACUUCUAUUCCCAAGACUUACCAAGAAAGUGUGCACAAAGAGAAACUGCUCUUGAAAGGUUCAAUUCUGUGGUUGCAUGGAGUAUCUCUACUACCAGACUUCCAAUCUUUAGGAAAGCUCCAUACAAUCCCAUUCUUGGGGAAACUCGCCAUGUCUCCUCUUGGAACCUCAAUGUGCUUCUUGAACAGGUAUCACAUCAUCCACCUGCAAGUGCCUUGCAUGCAACCAAUGAAUCCCAAAAGCUGGAAUUGAAUUGGUGGCAUUAUCCUCAAGCCCAAUUCUGUUGA
Molecule: messenger RNA, 715 nt
Organism: Cryptomeria japonica (Japanese cedar)
Lineage: Eukaryota; Viridiplantae; Streptophyta; Pinopsida; Cupressales; Cupressaceae
Product: oxysterol-binding protein-related protein 4B-like
Exons: 4
Coding region: 185-715 (176 amino acids)
Cellular component (GO): cytosol; intracellular membrane-bounded organelle; membrane
Molecular function (GO): sterol binding
Source: RefSeq, a predicted model, not a curated record